Molecule: messenger RNA, 2660 nt
Organism: Vitis riparia (riverbank grape)
Lineage: Eukaryota; Viridiplantae; Streptophyta; Magnoliopsida; Vitales; Vitaceae
Product: CBL-interacting protein kinase 32
Exons: 15
Coding region: 1025-2344 (439 amino acids)
Biological process (GO): signal transduction; protein phosphorylation
Molecular function (GO): protein kinase activity; ATP binding
Source: RefSeq, a predicted model, not a curated record
UUUGUUUCCUGAUUUUCAUUUUUCCUAACUUUUAAAGUUGUGGCAUGAUAGGAACAUUUUAUUUGGUGAUUGAAAAACUUCCUCUCUUCUCUUUUGCCAUGUGUUUUUAUGAAUUUUCUUGAAGACAAUCACCACAACACAAGAUGUAACUUGGGUUAAUCAAUCUACUUUGGGGGCAUUUCAACACUGCAUGGAAUUGAAAUCAUUCCUUCUUUUUUGGAAUUAGUGCUUGAAAUAAGUUAUUUUGUUACAAACAGAUGCAUAUUAAAAUUGUGUUUAAGGUUUGGAGAAACAACAGAGUUAUUUAUGUCAAUAGCUCCUUCAUUUUUAUUUUAGAAAUCUAUGAGAAAUUUGAGCAGAAAUUUCAAAGGCAAGAGGGUCAAAACCCUCUUUAUACUUUAUAUUUGAUAAUUCAAUAUAGAUGGCCAUUCCUUAUUAUGAAUUCAUAUACUUUAUAAUACUAGUGGCCACACACAUGAUGGGAUAAUUUUGAGAUACGUGUGAAAUAGGACUUUUAACAUUUGGGCACAACAAAGAAAGAGGUUUGUGUAUCCUCAACUUAUCAAUAUAUCCCUAAUGCUUUCUAAUACUUAGAAUUUGGAUUCUUUUGGGUGAAAGUGGCAACUUUGCUGAUUGAAAAACCACCAUGGAGUUCUCUUUAUUAAUAAGCAUCCAUAAAAAUCUUUUUCAAAACUUAAAUAGCUAUAUGUACAGAUAUUUAGUGUAAUUUAUUAGUUUUAAAGCUCCUAUUAUUCAAGCUUUCACUCUGUAUUAUACUCAAGCAUCUCAGUACUUACGUCUAAGUUCAAUCGGGUUAUCUAUCCAGAUACAGCUUUUACACUUUUGUCCUCGUGAAAGUUUACAUAUGCUGAUGCUCACAAUACCCAUAUAUUUUAGAUUUCCUUAAAUUAUCUGUCUAUAAGUUGGGCCCCAGGACUUAUAUCUGCAUAUGCAUUACAGGUAGAGCCUUUUAAGAAGUAUAUAGACCUGCUAAAGUAUAAGAAGGAUUCAUCUGCAAUCAGGAAUGAAUCCACCUAAAGUCAAGCGUCGAGUUGGGAAAUAUGAGGUGGGAAGGACAAUUGGGGAGGGUACAUUUGCGAAAGUCAAGUUUGCAAGGAAUUCUGAGACUGGGGAACCGGUUGCUAUAAAGAUCCUGGACAAAGAGAAGGUUCUGAAACACAAAAUGGCUGAACAGAUAAAGCGGGAAGUAGCAACAAUGAAACUAAUAAAGCAUCCAAAUGUUGUUCGCUUAUAUGAGGUAAUGGGGAGCAAGACAAAGAUAUUCAUUGUUUUAGAGUUUGUUACUGGGGGAGAGCUCUUUGACAAAAUUGUAAACCAUGGGCGAAUGAGGGAGGAUGAAGCAAGAAGGUAUUUCCAGCAGCUUAUUAAUGCUGUUGAUUAUUGUCACAGUAGGGGUGUCUACCACAGAGACUUAAAGCCAGAAAAUCUGCUGUUGGAUGCUUAUGGAAACCUCAAAGUUUCUGAUUUUGGAUUAAGUGCAUUGUCCCAACAAGUCAGGGAUGAUGGCCUGCUUCACACUACCUGUGGAACUCCAAACUAUGUUGCCCCUGAGGUCCUUAAUGACAGAGGCUAUGAUGGUGCAACUGCAGACUUGUGGUCCUGUGGUGUUAUACUCUUUGUAUUGCUUGCAGGGUACUUGCCUUUUGAUGAUUCUAAUCUUAUGAUCCUAUAUAAAAAAAUAUCAGCUGCAGAAUUUACUUGUCCACAUUGGCUCUCUUUCGGUGCUAUGAAAUUGAUAACUCGCAUUUUGGAUCCCAACCCUAUGACUCGUAUUACAAUCCCUGAAAUUCUAGAAGAUGAAUGGUUUAAGAAAGGUUAUAAGCCCCCUGUGUUUGAGGAGAAAGGAGAUGCAAACUUGGAUGAUGUAGAAGCUGUAUUUAAAGAUUCAGAAGAACAUCAUGUUACAGAGAAAACGGAGGAACAACCAGCAGCAAUGAAUGCAUUUGAAUUAAUUUCCAUGUCAAAAGGGCUCAACCUUGGGAAUUUGUUUGAUAUAGAACAGGGAUUCAAGAGAGAAACGAGGUUCACAUCAAAAUGCCCUGCCAAUGAGAUAAUUCAUAAGAUUGAAGAAGCUGUGAAGCCUCUUGGGUUUGAUGUUCACAAGAAAAACUAUAAGAUGAGGCUUGAAAAUAUGAAAGCUGGGAGAAAGGGGAACCUUAAUGUGGCUACAGAGGUAUUUCAAGUGGCACCUUCUCUUCAUAUGGUUGAGGUUCGAAAAGCAAAGGGAGAUACUCUGGAGUUCCAUAAGUUCUACAAAAAUCUUUCGACCUGCCUUGAGGAUGUGGUUUGGAAAACUGAGGAUGACAUGCAAGAAACGAAAUAAGAAUGUCCCCCACCUUGGAGGGUGGCAGAAUGUCAGUCCUCUCUCAAGAAUUUUGAGACACGUGGCUUCACUAAUUGUUUUCCUGUGUUAUUAUCUUUGGAAAGCAAAGGGUGGUUCCCAUUGAGGUGCACUGUGUAAUUUGAACUCUUUUGACAUUGCAAUAUCAUUUAUGGAUGAUGCUUGAUGAGGGGGAAAAGAAAAAGAAGAUAUAUACCCAUACCCAUUUGUAUAUUUACUUUUUGGUUCUUUUUGUUCCUCCUAUAUUAUUUUGCUCACUUUUGAGCUGAUGAUAUUUAAUAUAAUUUUUUGGUUGCUA